Molecule: messenger RNA, 486 nt
Organism: Trichomonas vaginalis G3
Lineage: Eukaryota; Parabasalia; Trichomonadida; Trichomonadidae
Exons: 1
Coding region: 1-486 (161 amino acids)
Source: RefSeq, a predicted model, not a curated record
AUGAAACUUAUAGUUUGCAAUGAACUUCAAAGUAUAGAUACAACAAAAGUUUUGAACUCAGAUGCUUUGAAGAGUCUUAUAACAGACAAAGUUGGAGUUGUUGAAAGAAAGUAUAAAGACCAAAGAGUUUGUGAAAAUGUUGCAAACUUCAUUAUGGUUUCAAACAAUGCUGUUCCGAUGAAGUUAGAAAGUUCUGACAGAAGAUAUGUAGUUGUCAGAACGUCAGAUUCUCAUAUGCAAGAUACAGAAUAUUUUGACGACUUAGCAGAAACUUUGACACCUGAGUUUUACAACCACUUGUUCUCAUAUUUCAUGACAUUAGAUAUUUCUAAGUUCAAUCCAAGACAAAUUCCACAUACCGAAGAGAGACAAACAUUGUUAGAAGCAAACAAGAGUGUAUAUGAACUGUUCAUAGAUGAAACUGACUUUGUGUCAUUAGAUGAAAGGUCUUUAUAUGAUGAAUAUAAACAAUAUUGUCAAGAAUAG